Sardina pilchardus (European sardine) is the source of this 333-nucleotide messenger RNA. RefSeq names its product tachykinin precursor 4 (gene tac4). The record is from RefSeq and is a predicted model, not a curated record. Lineage: Eukaryota; Metazoa; Chordata; Actinopteri; Clupeiformes; Clupeidae. The transcript has 5 exons. The coding region runs from base 1 to 333 and encodes 110 amino acids.
AUGGAAUUAGUCAGAUUUGCAAUCUUCGCAGUCAUUCUGUACGUUCAGGUCUACGGGUCAUCUGGGUCUCCGGAGGAUGACCGGGAUAUCUGGUCUGUGGAAAACUGGCAGGACCCGUCGGAUAGCGGUAUUGCCAUUCGCUUUGCUGAUCUGAUGAAAAGGUCGAAAUCACAACAGUUCCAUGGAUUAAUGGGCAGAAGUUCUGGUGUUCCUCAACCUGUGCGUCUUGGACGAAAAAGGAAUAAAGGAGAAAUGUUUGUCGGACUCAUGGGCAGAAGGUCUUCUAGCGGAGAACUACAAGAGGAAUGGAACAAACCUCAGACAUACUACUAA